Messenger RNA from Photinus pyralis (common eastern firefly), 2436 nucleotides. RefSeq names its product mutS protein homolog 5-like. Gene Ontology annotation, biological process: chiasma assembly; mismatch repair. The transcript is spliced from 12 exons. Gene Ontology annotation, cellular component: nucleus. Lineage: Eukaryota; Metazoa; Arthropoda; Insecta; Coleoptera; Lampyridae. The record is from RefSeq and is a predicted model, not a curated record. Bases 1 to 2436 code for a protein of 811 amino acids. Gene Ontology annotation, molecular function: ATP binding; ATP-dependent DNA damage sensor activity; mismatched DNA binding.
AUGAAUUCAAAUUCGAAUCAAACCCCUGAAACACUAUUUUCAAUUAGAAGAAAUGAGAGUUCGUCAAUUCGCAGUGACACUAGUGACCGAAUCCUACCUGUAAAUGAAGUCGACGAAGAUCCAUUUUGCGUUUUAUGCAUCUUAUGGAAAUCUGGUAAACUUGGUGCUGCAUAUUUUAGAAGCUCCGAACGUCAGCUUUAUGUUCUGCAAGAGGUGAUGGACGUUGCACCGGAAUUUGGAGUAACUCGCUCCCUGUUUCGUGAGGUGAAUCCUAGUCAUACUUUAACAACUGGUAAUAUAAGCGACAUGUUUGUAAAGUGCAUUAUAAACAUCUUAAAGGGUGACAAUAAUGAAGAAGAUAACUCUAACAAUUCUCACACUCUUCAAACAAACACUUUGCCUGCGAACAUAACUUUACUUAAUAUUAAAGAUUAUUGCUUUGAUAAUUGUGAGCAUAAAGCUUACAACGUUACCGUAUCAUCGGAACCUAAAGAUUUAACAGUAACGCAGCAGGAAGUCUUUCGACAUUCGUUGAUUGGUUUUGAUAGCAAAGUAACAGUGCACGCGUUGGGAGCGUUAAUUAAAUAUUUGGAAAAAAAUUGGUCACAUAUUAAUACCAGCAAUACGGAGUUAACAUUUUUGCACAUUAACAAAGUGUCCUUGAAUGAUAGCGUUCUAAUAGAUCAAAAUACUUUUAAUAGUUUACAAAUUUUUGAUGUCAAAAGUCACGAUUCCAAUUUUAAACGGGGACUACAGUCUCAUACCAGGGAGGGGUUUAGCAUUUACAGACUUUUGUCACAGCAUUGCAUAUCUAAAAUUGGCUAUCAGUGCUUAAGAUCCAUAUUGGCUAAUCCAACAAAUAACGUAGACGAACUAAAAAAACGUUUGGAUUUUAUACAGUUUGCAUUAGAUGCUAAGAACCAGACACUAAUCGAAAAUCUUCAAGAAACUAUCAAGAAAAUUUCCGACCUUACUUUUAUCUUUCGUAAAAUUCAGUAUGCAAGAGGGAAUGCUAGAGAUUGGGAAACUCUUUAUACGACAAUUUACAACAUGCUCUUCCUUCAUGAACUCUGUACUCCUUAUGUAAAAUCUGUGGCAAUAUUUGCAACUUUAGACAGAGCAAUAACCGCCAAGUUAUAUAAUUUGCAAGCAUCAAUUAACAAUGGGUUGGAUUUUUCGCAAGGUAAUAAACGUGUUCGGCCGUUGAUUAAAAUGGGACUGGAUUCGGAGUUGGAUAAAAAGGAAUUACAAAAAUGCGACAUAUCCAAAAAUGCAACGGCCGCUGCACGUAUUGUGCUAAACCAACUACCCCAAUUCAUUGACGGGUGCUCAGUCGUUUACAUGCCGGAAUUGGGCCAUUUUGUUGUCAUCAAAGAAUGGGAGGCAAAUUGCGACAAAAAAGAACUUGAGGAACACGGACUUCAGUUUGUGUUUGAACUUAAUCAAUCUUUGCACUACAAAAAUGCUUUAUGCACGGACAUGGAUAAACAAUUGGGAAAUAUCUACUUGGAAAUCUUGUUUCACGAAAAUCGUAUCAUUCAACGCUUAACCGAUUUUGUGCUUUCCAGUUUUAAAGAAAUUCUGGAGCCAUUGAAAAUUAUCGCUAUGAUUGAUUGUUUGAUUGGGAUGUCACGGGUAAGUAAGGAGGGAGCUUACGUUCGCCCCUCAAUUAAUGAGAGUUCGAUUAUGGAAAUUGAGGAUGGCCGUCAUCCACUGUUAGAAUUGUUCUGUACUAAUUUUGUACCAAACAGUUAUUUCUCUGGUGGUGAAUCUGGCAGGAUGAAGAUCAUAACUGGUCCUAAUGAUAGCGGAAAAACUAUUUUUUUGAAACAAAUUGCGCUUAUUGUUUACUUAGCUCACAUAGGGUGUUAUGUGCCAGUUAAAAAAGCCAACAUCGGUAUUAUGAGUAGUAUACAUUCAAAGAUCCACAUCAAUGAAUCGGCGAGCGUCAGCCUUUCCGCAUUCAUGUUGGAUUUAACCCAGAUGUCUCAAUCUCUACAUAAUGCGAAGAAAAACUCUUUGGUACUGAUAGACGAAUUUGGGCGUGGCACAACGGGGGAUGACGGGUUUGCACUUUUCACCGGUGCUUUAAAAUCUUUUGUCGAGAUGGGAGAUUUGUGUCCUCACGUGGUUGUGUGUACACACUUUCAACAAAUGUCCAACUAUUUAUCGGGCAGCGAUACUGUGUCGUUUUUAAAAAUGGAUUACGAGAAACGAGAUUCCGACAUUGUUUACCUUUACAAAGUUGUCGAUGGUAUUUCGAAUAGUUUCGCCUUUGACGUCGCAAAAGCUGCAGGGCUCGACGAGAAUAUUAUUUCUAGAGCUCGGGAAUUUUACCAGUUACUGUGUGGCGACGGAGUUUCCUUGGUAGAUGAUAACCAAUUUGAGCCAAUUACAUUUAAUAUCGGCGACAUUAACAUACCUGAUUUGAAUUAA